Molecule: messenger RNA, 871 nt
Organism: Drosophila suzukii
Lineage: Eukaryota; Metazoa; Arthropoda; Insecta; Diptera; Drosophilidae
Source: RefSeq, a predicted model, not a curated record
UCCAAGCUACUCAGCUAGCUCGUAGCAUUUCAAACGCUCACCGUUUCAGCACACACAUUUCCAUCACACUUUUAUCACAAAGUAUUUCAAGGAAUUGUAUAUUUCCAAUCUUUUAUUCCGCUCAAACAAGAUGACUUCCUUGCUGGAUACGCCGAUAGUAUCCAUCUACGACAUGAUGGUGGAACGUCACCUGAAGAUGCGCCGUGAACUAAAGGAUUCAGUCAAAGGAGCAGCUAAAGAAAAGUCUGCAGUUGCCGAGACUUUCUGGAAGGUCCAGCCGCCCACGGAGAAGGAGGUGAUCAAGAAGCUGGUCGAGAAGAUGGUCAAGGGUCGUGGCAAGUCAAGGCCCAUGACCCCAAAAGAUUGCAAGUCGGGCAAGAAGACCAGUCCCAAGUUGGUGCUUACCCCUCAUCGCAAGAGGAACAUGACCGGAGCCCCAGGAUUGUAUCGUGGCAAGCAAAAGCUCAGCAAAUCCAAUUCCACUGAGAUGAAGCGUCUGCCCCUUUCUCCAAGAAAGGUGGAACCUGGACAGAAGAAAGAAGCUCCAGUACCGCCGCCCAAGCCGGCGAAAGUGAAGAACACGAAGAUUCCGGCCGAGAAGUUGGUUGCUCCAAAGCGAAACCCCAAGUUAUUAGAGAACACUACUACUAAUAAUGCAGAGGUUCAUAUCCGUAAGCGCUGGCGUCUUUAAAAACUAUAGAUGAUUGAUCGUUAAGCAUAUGACACAGUCAAUGCUCCAUUGUUAUUACAAAUUGUUGUUUAGUAGUCAGAAGAAUUAAUCACAGGUCUCUUAUAUGAUGUACCUAAAUCCCACAUGAUGGCGAUCUAAAUUCGAAAUGUACUUCAAUAUAUGGUUUUAUCUAGUUUAUAU